AUGUCUCUGAGUGGAGGGGGAAGCAGAGGAUUUUACUUCAACACCGUCUUGUCUUUGGCACGGUCGUUGGCAGCUCACCGGCAGGCGCCGAUAGAAAAGGUCCAGAAGCUGCAAUGCAUGUGUCCCGUGGACUUCAGAGGAGUCUUCCAGCUGGACGAGAGGAGGAGAGACGCCGUCAUUGCACUCGGCAUCUUUCUGGUUGAGUCAAACCUGCAGCAUAGAGAUACUAUUGUCCCCUACCUGCUUGGGUUGCUUAAAGGGCUUCCUAAAGUUCAGUGGAUUGAAGAAAGCUCUGAACGCAAAGGAAGGGAGAUCCUUCCUGUCGCAGAGAACUUCACCUUUGGUCUUGUAACACUACUCUCAGACAUUGCCCAGCGUGAUGAGACCUUCAGAGGACAGAUCCUGGAGGCGGUCAUGGACAUCAUGCAGGUCCUGCAAGAUAUCUGCAAGGACCCAGAAGCUCAUGAUAAAGAAUACCUGUGCAGGUACACUGUGCCCACCCUGCUCGGUGUUGCCCGAGCUUUUGGCCGAUACAGCAACACCGACGAGCCGCUGCUGUCCAAGCUGUUCCCCCGACCGGUUACUCCCGUGCCGCCUACGGCCGAAGAUAGUGAUGCGACGCGCCGGCGGUCCUUCAACGACUUCCGCUCCAUCCUGCCGAGCUCUUUGCUCACGGUGUAUCAGGAAGACACUCUGAAACGUAAAGGCUGCAGUCAACAGGCCAGUCCAGAGAGAGAAUGUCUGACCCCCAUCUCACCAGCUGACGCCUCUGCACAGUACUUUGAAGGCUCAUACCUCCCUGAUGGCAGCGCAGUGGACCCCGAGUACUACUUCUCCACCAUCAGCUCCAGCUUCUCCGUCUCCCCUCUUUUCACCGGAAGCAGCUCUGGAGAGUUUCACAUCCCUCUGGAUAUGCUCCGACAGCUCCUUCAAAUGGUUGAACUAUUUGUCUCGGAGUCGUUUCUAAAAUCACUGGAUGACUCCUUGGCAGAACUUAUGGAGUUGACUCCUGGUCUUCGUCUCUACUACAAAACCUUCAGUGAUUCUCUGUAUGUGGCCAUAUUUAAAAUGCUAAGAGAUACGCUGUACAAUUUAAAAGACCUUCAGACAGACUUUGUGAAGGAGGUUCACGACUUUGUGCUGGAGCAGUUCAGCAGCAGCCAGUCGGAGCUGCAGAGGAUCCUGCAUGACGUGGAGUACCUCCACAGUGAGCUGAGCCCGCUCAAGCUGCGCUGUCAGGCCAACGCCGCCUGCGUGGACCUCAUGGUGUGGGCGGUUACUGAAGAGCAGGGAGCCGAGAACCUUUGCACCAAACUAUCAGAGAAGCUGCAGUCCAAGACGUCCAGUAAAGUCAUCAUCGCUCACAUGCCGCUCCUCAUUUGCUGCCUACAGGGCUUGGGUCGUCUGUGUGAGCGCUUCCCUGUGGUGGCCCACUCUGUCACCACGUCGCUGAGAGACUUCUUGGUGGUGCCCUCACCUGUUCUGGUGAAGCUGUUCAAAUACCACAGCCAGUACACUCCAGCUGCCGGUGAAAUAAAGAUCCACGUAACCAACGAACAUUCCCAGUCCACACUCAGUACCCAGAGCAAGAAGAGCCAGCCCUCCAUGUACGAACAGCUGCGGGACAUCUCCAUCGAUAACAUCUGCAGGUGCCUGAAAGCCGGACUGACUAUGGAUAAUGUCAUUGUAGAAGCUUUUCUCGCCAGUCUGUCUAACCGUCUCUACAUCUACCAGGAAAACGAUAAGGAUGCUCACUUGAUCCCAGACCACACCAUCAGGGCGUUGGGUCACAUCGCCGUGGCUUUACGGGACACCCCCAGAGUAAUGGAGCCCAUCCUCCAGAUCUUACAGCAGAAGUUCUGUCAGCCUCCCUCCCAGCUAGACGUCCUCAUCAUAGACCAGCUUGGCUGCAUGGUCAUCACAGGCAAUCAAUACAUCUACCAGGAAGUCUGGAAUUUGUUCCAGCAGAUCAGUGUCAAAGCCAGCUCCAUGGUCUACUCUACCAAAGACUACAAGGACCAUGGAUACAGACACUGUUCCUUGGCUGUGAUAAAUGCUCUGGGUAACAUAGCAGCGAACCUGCAGGCUGAGCAGAUGGUCGACGAGCUGCUGGUCAACCUGCUGGAGCUUUUUGUUCAGCUGGGCUUAGAGGGGAAGAGAGCCAGUGAGAGAGCCCCAGACAAAGGCCCGGCUCUGAAGGCAUCAAGCAGUGCUGGAAACCUUGGUGUCCUAAUUCCAGUUAUUGCAGUGCUGACUAAGAGGUUGCCACCAAUUAAGGAAGCAAAGCCGCGUCUGCAGAAGCUCUUCAGGGACUUUUGGCUCUACUCCGUUGUCAUGGGAUUUGCUGUUGAAGGCUCAGGACUGUGGCCAGAGGAAUGGUACGAGGGAGUUUGUGAGAUUGCGACCAAAUCGCCGCUGCUCACAUUUCCCAGUGGGGAACCUUUACGCUCGGAGCUGCAGUACAACUCUGCACUGAAGAACGACACUGUCACUGCGGGGGAGCUGAAUGAUCUGCGUAGCACCAUCAUCAACCUGCUAGAUCCUCCGCCGGAGGUGGCUGCGCUCAUCAACAAACUGGACUUUGCCAUGUCCACAUAUCUGCUGUCUGUUUACAGAUUGGAAUACAUGAGGAUGCUGCGCGCUCUGGACUCUGAGCGCUUUCAGGUCAUGUUCCGAUACUUUGAAGACAGAGCGAUACAGAAGGAUAAAUCUGGCAUGAUGCAGUGUGUGAUUGCCGUUAGCGACAAGGUUUUUGAGGUCUUCCUACACAUGAUGGCUGACAAACCAAAGACCAAAGCCCAUGAGGAGGAGCUGGAACGCCACGCUCAGUUCCUCUUGGUCAACUUCAACCACAUCCACAAGAGGAUCCGCAGAGUGGCUGACAAAUAUUUGUCUGGCCUGGCUGAAACUUUCCCCCACUUGUUAUGGAGCGGCCGUGUGUUGAGGACCAUGUUAGACAUCCUGCAGACGCUUUCCCUCUCACUCAGUGCAGACAUUCAUAAAGACCAGCCUUAUUACGACAUCCCCGACACGCCCUACAGAAUCACCGUCCCAGAUACAUAUGAAGCCAGAGAGAGCAUCGUGAAGGAUUUUGCUGCUCGUUGUGGGGAGAUCCUUAAAGAGGCUAUGAAGUGGGCGCCAUCUGUGACCAAAUCACACCUACAGGAGUAUCUGAACAAACAUCAGAACUGGGUGUCGGGUCUCUCCCAGCACACUGGCCUGGCCAUGGCCACAGAGAGCAUCCUGCACUUCGCUGGUUACAACAGACAGAGCACCACACUGGGGUCCACUCAGCUGUCUGAGAGGCCAACCUGUGUGAAGAAGGACUACUCCAACUUCAUGGCUUCCCUCAACCUCAGGAACCGAUUCGCUGGAGAGGUAUCGGGUAUGAUCCACUUCACCCAGGCAGUUCGAGGGCAGUGCGAUCUGAGCCGGAUGAUGGUCAAGGAGAUGGGGGAGGCUUUAGACUCCACGCAGCCGGAAGCUUUCACCGAGUCCAUGUUCAAACUGGCCGCGUUGCUCAUCAGCUCCAAAGACUGCGACCCUCAGCUCCUGCACCACCUCUGCUGGUCUCCUCUCAAGAUGUUUACAGCACACGGCAUGGAAACGGCUAUCGCUUGCUGGGAGUGGCUGCUGGCAGCUCGCGUUGGAGUGGAAGUACCGUUUAUGCGAGAGAUGGCGGGGGCGUGGCAGAUGACCGUGGAGCUUAAGAUGGGCUUGUUCUCAGACGCUCAGGUGGAGGCCGAUCCUCUGGCCGCAUCCGAGGAAAGUCAGCCUGUCCCCUGCCCUCCAGAUGUUAUCCCUCACCAAAUAUGGAUCGAGUUUCUAGUCCAGAGGUUUGAGAUAGCGAAGUAUUCCAGCGCAGAUCAAGUGGAGAUCUUCGGCAGUUUGCUUCAACGCUCGAUGUCUCUCAACGUCGGGGGGGCUAAGAGUAGCCUCAACCGACACGUCGCUGCCAUUGGACCUCGUUUCAGGCUGCUGACUCUGGGUCUGGCUCUGCUCCACUCUGACGUCCUCACAAAUUCAACUGUUAGAAAUGUGCUCAGAGAGAAAAUCUACUCUACAGCCUUUGAUUACUUCAGCAUCGCUCCAAAGUUCCCCACCCAAGGUGACAAGCAACUCCGCGAGGACAUCAGCAUCGUAAUCCGUUUCUACGCCAGCAUCCUGUCCGACAAGAAAUACUUGGCAGCGUGCCACUUGGUCCCACCUGAUAAUCAGGACCCGUCCCUGAACAGCCUGUCGGUGAUGAACGCCGCCGACCUCAGGAGCAACAUGGACUCCAGCGCUCGCUCCCAGCAGAGCAGCCAGGGGUGGAUCAACACCUACCCGCUGUCUAGUGGCAUGUCCACCACAUCCAAGAAAUCAGGAUUGUCCAAGAAGAGCAACAGAGGGACGCAGCUCCACAAAUACUACAUGAAACGCAGGACUCUGCUGCUGGCUUUACUGGCCAGCGAGAUCGAGCGCUUGACGACGUGGUACAACCCCCUCUCCACUCAGGAACUGGCCAUCGCCACGGAGCAGUCGGUGGAGACCAGCAUCGCCAACUGGAGGUCCAAAUACAUCAGUCUGACGGAGAAACAGUGGAAGGACAACGUCAACCUGGCCUGGGGUAUCGCACCCUACCUGGCUAUGCAGUUACCAACCAGAUUUAAGAAUGACGCCAUUGUUGCUGAAGUGACCAGGUUGGUGCGACUGGACCCCGGAGCUGUCAGCGAUGUUCCUGAGGCCGUCAAGUUCCUGGUGACGUGGCACACUAUUGACGCCGACUCUCCUGAGCUGAGCCACAUCCUGUGCUGGGCUCCAGCAGACCCGCCCACUGGUCUGUCCUACUUCAGCAGCAUGUACCCUCCUCAUCCUCUCACCGCUCAGUACGGGGUUAAAGUGCUGCGCUCCUUUCCUCCAGAUGCCAUCUUGUUCUACAUUCCUCAGAUUGUUCAGGCUCUCCGUUAUGACAAGAUGGGUUAUGUGAGAGAGUAUAUCCUGUGGGCGGCCCAGAAGUCUCAGCUUCUCGCCCACCAGUUCAUCUGGAACAUGAAGACCAACAUCUUCAUGGACGAGGAGGGACACCAGAAAGACCCCGACAUCGGGGAGCUGUUGGAGCAGAUGGUGGAGGAGAUCACCGGUUCUCUGUUGGGUCCGGCCAAAGACUUCUACCAGAGAGAGUUUGACUUCUUCAACAAGAUCACCAACGUCUCCGCCAUUCUUAAGCCGGUUCCAAAGGGAGGAAGAAAAAGAGCCUGUCUCAAAGCUCUGUCGGAUAUCAAAGUCCAGUCAGGCUGUUACCUACCAAGUAACCCUGAAGCCAUAGUGCUGGACAUCGACUACAAGUCUGGAACACCCAUGCAGAGUGCUGCGAAGGCGCCCUACCUGGCCAAGUUUAAGGUGAAGCGCUGCGGGGUGAGUGAGCUGGAGAGGGAGGGGCUCCGCUCCACCACGGACUGUCUGGAGGACGGAGAGGAGAACCCUGACGGAUCGCGCAGGAUUUGCUGGCAGGCUGCCAUCUUUAAAGUGGGAGACGACUGCAGACAGGACAUGCUCGCUCUGCAGAUCAUUGGACUCUUUAAGAACAUUUUCCAGCUGGUAGGCCUGGAUCUGUUUGUCUUCCCCUACAGAGUGGUGGCCACUGCACCGGGGUGUGGCGUGAUCGAGUGCAUCCCAGACUGCAAGUCCAGAGACCAACUCGGCAGACAGACGGACUUCGGGAUGUACGAUUACUUCCGCAACCAGUACGGCGACGAAUCCACCCUGGCCUUCCAGAAGGCUCGGUAUAACUUCAUCCGCAGCAUGGCCGCCUACAGCCUUUUGCUGUUCCUGCUGCAAAUCAAAGACAGACACAACGGCAACAUCAUGCUGGACAGCAAAGGACACCUUAUCCACAUAGACUUUGGCUUCAUGUUUGAGAGCUCUCCUGGAGGUAACCUGGGCUGGGAGCCGGACAUCAAGCUGACCGACGAGAUGGUGAUGAUCAUGGGGGGCAAGAUGGAGGCCACGCCCUUCAAAUGGUUCAUGGAGAUGUGUGUCAGAGGAUAUCUGGCUGUACGACCCUACAUGGAUGCAGUGGUUUCUCUAGUGACCCUCAUGCUAGACACUGGACUGCCGUGCUUCAGAGGACAGACCAUCAAACUCCUCAAAGGACGGUUUAAUCCUCAAAUGAGCGAGAAAGAAGCGGCAGCCUUCAUUAUCAAAGUCAUCCAAAGCUGUUUCCUCAGCAGCAGGAGCAAAACCUACGACAUGCUGCAGUAUUACCAGAACCAAAUCCCGUACUGAAAGUCUCUUUUGCCGGACCUCCGCUGUACUGUACGUCCACUACAAACGUCUCUACACAAGCAAUGCAAACCCUCUUUUUGGAUGAUUUUAAUAAGGCGCUGGAUGCACUUUACGUGUGUGUCCAGCCGAUUCUGCACUCCACUCUGAGACACAACAAUAUGGCACUUUGAUCCUAAUGCUCCACUUUUAAUCAGCAUACUGUAAGUUGUCGGAUUUUAUAAUGUACUUCUGAGUUUUAAAGAUGUUUAACUUGUGAAGAACAAUGUACGACCAAAAAAGGCAUUUGAAUCACCCUUUAA
Perca fluviatilis (European perch) is the source of this 6566-nucleotide messenger RNA. It is a transcript of the gene pi4kaa, whose product is annotated as phosphatidylinositol 4-kinase, catalytic, alpha a. Gene Ontology annotation, cellular component: plasma membrane; cytoplasm. Gene Ontology annotation, biological process: phosphatidylinositol phosphate biosynthetic process; phosphatidylinositol-mediated signaling. Gene Ontology annotation, molecular function: 1-phosphatidylinositol 4-kinase activity. NCBI's taxonomy places the organism in Eukaryota, Metazoa, Chordata, Actinopteri, Perciformes, Percidae. The record is from RefSeq and is a predicted model, not a curated record.